This is a messenger RNA of Anopheles nili, 1779 nucleotides long. Its product is annotated as zinc finger protein 883-like. Gene Ontology annotation, molecular function: RNA polymerase II cis-regulatory region sequence-specific DNA binding; zinc ion binding; DNA-binding transcription factor activity. NCBI's taxonomy places the organism in Eukaryota, Metazoa, Arthropoda, Insecta, Diptera, Culicidae. The record is from RefSeq and is a predicted model, not a curated record. The coding region runs from base 1 to 1779 and encodes 592 amino acids. The transcript has 2 exons. Gene Ontology annotation, biological process: regulation of transcription by RNA polymerase II. Gene Ontology annotation, cellular component: nucleus.
AUGUUGCUUUAUAAUGCCAAAGUGUGCCGUUUGUGCUGUGACGUGAACGAAAACGGUCUUCCUCUGAAGGGGCUCAACCAUAACAGUGGCGAAUGCGAAAUCAGCAAGCUUAUCAACCAGUAUCUCCCCGUGAAGGUUAAUGACGAUGGUAUCCUGCCACGUUGGAUCUGCCCAGGAUGUCAUAUUCAAUUGGAGUCGACAGCACAAUUUUUCGAAAGAAUAUUUAAAGGACAGGAACAGCUCGUUGCAUUGAAGCAACAGCAAGAGGUGUUAGGCGGCUCAAUAUACGAUUCUUCGAAUCAGACAAACUUGCACGACUUUUGUGAGGAAUCUAAUCAUACCAUCUUUGAUGAUCAGAUUGAAAUAGAGCCAUCGCUAGUGCAGAAUUUGGAAGAUUUACCCAAACCGAACGGCAGCGCUCCUAUGUUGGUUAAGCAGGAUACCAUUGCUAAAGACGGGAAAUGUGACAAAAAAGACUUGAUUGUACAAUCCGAAGAAAUCAAAUCGAGUGGUCGUAUUAUUGGGUUUGUACACCACAAUCGCAGUAAAACAGAUAUGGGCAAUCUAGUGUUAGUGGAUAAUGAGGACGGAACGCACCAACUUGGAGCAGUAUUCAUGUGCGAUAUAUGCAGUGAAACAUUCGCGCAAGAAACUCGUUACUUAAAGCAUCGUAAAACACACAGAAUGCUGUUCGAAUGUUCCAACUGCUUAGUAAGGUUUAGUUCCGAUGGGAAGCUGGUAAUGCAUCAGCAGGAAACACUGCACGUGGGCAAAGGAAUCAUAGAAGGCCUGCUACUGACGGAGAACAACAAAAAUGAGCGAAAAAGCCACGGCACAAAGCUAUCGACAGAAGCUCCCAAUACCACGCAACGCGAUGGUAAAGAAGAUACGAAUUUAUAUGCUUGCGAUAGCUGUGAUAGCACCUUCACGCAGCUGAGCCACGUGCUCAACCAUGAGGAGUCGGCCCACGCUCACGAAAAUCUCUCUUUCAUUUGUAUCGAGUGCGGCAAAGCGUUCAAACAGAAGAAUCUGCUUCAUCGGCAUCAAUAUACACACGUAGAGGAACGGCCACAUCAGUGCGACGUUUGCGAGGCAGCCUUUAAAACUCGUUCUACACUUUUGAAGCACGCAAGAAUUCAUGCAACCGACAAAAAGCGCUACCAAUGUACGAUGUGCAGUCAACAAUUCGCCUACAAAACCAGCCUACACCAGCACGUAAACUGGCACAAUGGAGUUAAACCGUUCGCUUGUGAUCAAUGCUCGAAGCGAUUCUCCCAGCGAGGCAACCUGAAAGAGCACCAACGUGUGCAUUCUGGUGACAAGCCGUUCGAGUGUCACAUAUGUGAGGCAUGGUUUUCAACGAGCUCGCAGCACCGGCAACACGUCCAGCGUCAUGAUAAUGUUCGCACUCACGCGUGUGAUCUUUGUGAUAAGAAAUUUUCCUCGUCGGAAAAUUUUAAGGCGCAUCUGCGCCGGCAUCGAAAUGAAAAACCGUUUGCCUGCGAGAAUUGCCCGCGCACAUUCGUCGAACGGUCGGCGCUCAAGAAACACGUGCGAGCGCAUACCCAAGAGAAACCGUAUAGCUGCAAGCGCUGUAAGAAGGCGUUCUCCGAUUGCUCGAAUCUCACGCGGCACGUUUCCAAUGUUCACGACAAGAGGUCAAAUUCAAAACCCGAUCGAGAGGAAACCUAUCCGGCAGAGAUACCUAACGAUUUGCACGUCGUAAUCAAUGAUACAACCUUGUUUGAUAUCGACGUAGACUCCGUUAUCGCUAGCUGA